UAUAUAUAUAUAUAUUUGUUUUUAAUACUAUGAUUUUUUACAGUGCAUUGAUUUGUAAUGUAAAAUUAUAUAUUUCAUUUUUAAAACGACAAAGAGUAUCGACAAAUUAUAAAUAAUAAUAUAUAAAUAUCAUAUAUAACAAAUGUUUGAAGAUUAUAUUGUUGAUUAUAUUAUUAAGAAAUUAUAAAAUUAUUAUAUAUUUAUAAUUUUUUAUUUAAAAUCAAAUAUUUUUACUAUUUUGAAAAAAUCAUUCUCAUGUAUCAUGAAUUGAUCAAAACAUCGUUGCUUUAAAAGGAACCAUAAAAAGUAAACAAAAUUGAAGAUUUUCAUGUGAUUUGUAUAAAAAUUUGCAAUAGCUUUUUGUGUGUUAUUCGAAGUAUUUUGUUUAUUUUAUAAUAUGGCAAAACAUCAUCCAGAUUUAAUUUUCUGUAGAAAACAACCGGGAGUUGCAAUAGGAAGAUUAUGUGAAAAAUGCGAUGGUAAAUGUGUAAUUUGUGAUUCCUAUGUAAGACCAUGUACUCUGGUUAGAAUUUGUGAUGAAUGCAAUUACGGAUCUUAUCAAGGCCGAUGUGUUAUUUGUGGUGGACCUGGUGUUUCUGAUGCUUAUUAUUGCAAAGAAUGCACAAUUCAAGAAAAAGAUGUAAUAGAGAUGGUUGUCCAAAAAUCGUAAAUCUCGGAAGUUCAAAGACUGAUCUAUUUUAUGAGAGGAAAAAGUAUGGAUUCAAGAGAAGAUAAAGAUGAUUGAUGAAAAUUUCUAAUCUGUACAAAAUAUUUCUUAUGUUUCAAAUAAAUAAUUUUCUUGUAAUUAUGAUCAUUUUUUUAUUAAUAUUUAAAAAAAAUAUUUUCACAUUUAUAAUUGUACAAUUUUUUCGAUACAAAAUACGAAUAUAAAUUAUUACUAUUGUAAGAAAAAUUAAAAUGAAUGCAAUAAAAAAUACCAAUCGUGCA
Molecule: messenger RNA, 948 nt
Organism: Apis cerana (Asiatic honeybee)
Lineage: Eukaryota; Metazoa; Arthropoda; Insecta; Hymenoptera; Apidae
Gene: Phf5a
Product: PHD finger protein 5a
Biological process (GO): mRNA splicing, via spliceosome
Source: RefSeq, a predicted model, not a curated record